AUGGCUCUACGGCCCUCUCCAUACAGCGGUGGACCAGGUGCCCCUGCAAAAAUCUCAUCAAUUCAAGACCGCUUCAAUCUUGACGGUCAGCCCCAGUCAACACCUCCUUCCCAGCCCCCUUCAACUGUCGACUCUCGACCCGGCUCGUCUGCGUCCACACAGUCUUCCAAGGCACCUGGCAAGCCAAUUCUCAAGCAUCGUAGUCUUUCCGAGAUACUCAGGGUAGGUUUAUCUCAAAGCGGAGAGUCUGCUUCGGAAGAUGGAAGCGAAGAUGGCAAAGCUCGGCCUGAUCAGCCCAAACGAGCCCAGGUAUCUAUUGCCCACGCAUCUUCUGAUUCAACCCUGGUCAAGCUAGGCAAUGCCGGUGUUGCUCGAGGAUCUUCUCACACCAUCAUCAAUGGCUACGAUAGCUCAGAUCUAGCGACCAGCGGUGACGAUAGCGACGUUGCCUGUCGGACUUCUGCCAUGCGUGGACAUUCCUCUCACGCUAGCCGGGAGGAACCCCUCCCGACAAGGUGGUACACAGACCAGCUCGUCGGAAGGGAUUCCUUCCGACGAGCUGGUUUAAAAACUAGCUCGCCGGGAGGAACCCUCCCGGACUCAAGACUCCAUAGCCAUUUGCGGGCUGGGAGGGGUUCCUCCCAUCCCUAA
This is a messenger RNA of Puccinia graminis f. sp. tritici CRL 75-36-700-3, 651 nucleotides long. RefSeq lists its product as uncharacterized. Bases 1 to 651 code for a protein of 216 amino acids. The record is from RefSeq and is a predicted model, not a curated record. Lineage: Eukaryota; Fungi; Basidiomycota; Pucciniomycetes; Pucciniales; Pucciniaceae. Gene Ontology annotation, biological process: cellular response to glucose starvation; protein catabolic process in the vacuole. The transcript has a single exon.